AUGGGCCACUCCUACGCCAAAAAGCCAGGCACCACAAAAGCAGCCCGUACCCCAGCCCAAUGGACAGAACAAGUGCGACACAAAUACUGCGGAGCGCUGGACAUGGGCCGCAAAGGGAAACCCAACAAGGUACACCGGUGCGAGGCCUGUUUGGCCAUCAAGGCGCGCCAGAGCAGAGGGAGUGGUGGUGAGAAGGCGAUUAAAGAGGGGAGACAGGAGAAGAUGAGUUGGCAUUUGGGGGGUGGGGGGAGUUGA
This is a messenger RNA of Dichotomopilus funicola, 255 nucleotides long. RefSeq lists its product as uncharacterized. Lineage: Eukaryota; Fungi; Ascomycota; Sordariomycetes; Sordariales; Chaetomiaceae. The coding region runs from base 1 to 255 and encodes 84 amino acids. The transcript is spliced from 2 exons. The record is from RefSeq and is a predicted model, not a curated record.